Triticum aestivum (bread wheat) is the source of this 2526-nucleotide messenger RNA. RefSeq lists its product as uncharacterized. Gene Ontology annotation, biological process: DNA transposition. The transcript has 4 exons. The record is from RefSeq and is a predicted model, not a curated record. Bases 1 to 2526 code for a protein of 841 amino acids. Lineage: Eukaryota; Viridiplantae; Streptophyta; Magnoliopsida; Poales; Poaceae. Gene Ontology annotation, molecular function: transposase activity; zinc ion binding; DNA binding.
AUGGAGACCCCAGGAGAGCAGGGCUUGGAAUUGGUUGAUAGUAAUGUUAAACUACAGUUGAUCAAGAGGCAGAAUGAGGAGAGUUUGGUGCUUAAUUUGCUAUUUAGGGCUUGUCCACCAGCUGUCAGUGUACCACAGAAGGGUUUUGUACAGAAGCAAAAUUUAGAUAUAACUGAAUAUUCUGAGCCUGUUGUUUUUGAUCUUGCCGAUCCUCCUGUUUAUGCUGUUGAUCAGCAAGGUGUUGCUUAUGAAGGUCAGAGUAGCAGUUAUAUUGCAGCUGUAGGCCCUGCUGUUUUAACACAAGAGAGCAGGAGUGUUCUAAAUCCCAAGUUAAAAGAAGUUGUGGAAGAAGAACAAGUUGGCUAUGAUGGCAGUUAUGCAUGUUCAUCUGAAGGAUCUGAAGGGCAGUAUGAUAGUGACAUGGGGGAUUUAAGGCCUAACUAUAAUGAGGAAAUGCAUGAUGCUGAAGACAUGGAGAUGGAAGAGGGAAAUAGACAGAGAGAGGAAGAAGUACAAGAGCAACAUGAGGAAGAAACAGAGGAUGAAGAAUCAGAAGAAGAAUUAGAGGAUGAAGAACAAGUGCAUUAUGAGGGUGACACAGAGGUAGAGGAAUUAUUUGAGUUGGAGGAUGAUGACCCUAUUGUUCCAGAAGAGGAGGAAAAAAUAUAUGUGCCAGCAAAGAAGAAGCAGAAGUUGCAAGUAAGGAGGGGACCAACAACAAGGAAGAGUAGGGCAAAGAAGAGGCCAGCUAGAGUAUGGUACAAUGAGGAUUUGGAACAACCACACCAACAACUAAAACUGCAUAUGUGCUUCAAAGAUCAACAUCAAUUCAGAGAUGCUCUGUUGAGCUUGCACAUCACUCAGUGCAGAGACUUCAAGUAUCACAGGAACUCAGAUCAGAGGAUCAUUGUGCAUUGCAAGAAUGAACAUUGUAAGUUCUGCAUUGUGGCAGCUGUUAUAAAAGGGGAAAACACUUUUGUAAUUAAGAAGAUGAGGAUACAACACACCUGCCCUAGUUCUACUGAAACAAGCAGGGUAAGUGCAAAGUGGCUUGCAAAGCAAUAUGAGCCACUAUUCAGAUCUGAUGUCAGUACUAGCAUACAUACACUUAUUGAUGCCUGCAUGGAAAAGUAUGGUGUGGAUGUGCCCAAGGCUAUGGCAUAUAGGGCAAAAAACUUAGCUGUUGAGGCUGUGUUGGGAGAUCAUAGGAAGCAAUACCCAAGGCUGAGAGACUAUGCUCAGACUGUGAUGGAUACAAACCCUGGGAGUAGAGUUAUAGUCACCACUGUAACUCCAAAAGCCACUGAAAAAAUCCCACAUCCAGGACCAAGAUUCCAUGCCAUGUUUUACUGCAUCAAUGGAGCAAGGGAGGGAUUUCUACAGGGCUGUAGACCAUUCAUUGGUAUUGAUGGAUGUUUUAUCAAGCUGACCACUGGUGCACAAAUCCUUGCUGCCACUGGUAGAGAUGGCAAUAACAACAUAUACCCACUGGCAUUUGGCAUUGUUGGACAAGAGGACAAAGCAAACUGGUGCUGGUUUCUACACCAACUGAAGAUUUGUCUUGGAGGAGAAGUUGGACAGUAUGGUCCAUAUACUAUAAUGUCAGACAGACAGAAGGGGCUAUUAUAUGCAGUGAAUAGAGUUUUUCCUAACAGUCAUCAAAGAUUCUGCUUAAGACACAUAUAUGCAAACUUCCAGAAUGCUGGCUUUAGGGGGGAGGACCUUAAGAAGUGCAUGGAUAAUGCCAGUUAUGCAUAUAAUGAACACAAAUUUAAUAAAGCAAUGGAUGAUCUCAAAGCUGAGAGUGUGGAAGCUUGGCAGUGGCUUAGUGCAAUACCCAAGAAAACAUGGGCUAGGCAUGCAUUUGACACAAAUAGCAAGACUGACUUGGUUGUCAACAAUUUGUCAGAGGUGUUUAACAAGUACAUCCUAGAUCAUAGGAAAAAACCAAUAAGAACUAUGUGUGAUGGCAUAAAGGAUAAGCAGAUGGUUAGGUGGCACAGGAAUAGAGAGAGUGGAAGGGAAGCUAGAUGGGAGAUCACACCACAUUACAGUGAGAAGUUGGAGAUUGAAAAGGAAAGGGCCAGGUACUGCAAACCCAUUCAAGCAGGUGUUAACUUGUGGCAAGUAACUAGUGGUGAGCAAACACAUGCUGUCAAUUUGGAAGUUGAAACCUGUGGUUGCAGAAAGUGGGACCUCAGUGGCAUCCCAUGUAACCAUGCCAUCUCAGCAAUCAACAAGGCAAAAAGGUUUCCAGAGGACUUUGUAAGCAAAUUCUUCAAGAAACCAUAUUAUUUGGCAGCAUAUGAACCAAUGAUAUAUCCUGUCCCUGGUGAGCAUGACUGGACAAAGACCCCAGGUCCAGACAUAGAACCACCAGCAUUUAAAGUGAAGAAAGGAAGAAGGAAAGAGAAGAGAAUAAAGGGAAAAUUUGAAGUUCCAAAGCCAAAGUCCACCUCAAGAAUGGGGACAAUAACUUGUAGCAAUUGUGGAUUACAAGGGCAUAAAUACACAACCUUGCCUUAA